AUGGUCUUAAGAAGGGGGGCCAAAGCUCUCAUUCGAAGGGGAUUGACAAUAUUAGCUGAAAGUUGCGGCAAGUCCGAUAAUCGUUCUAAAUCCAUCAGCUCUUCUGAAGUGCCAGCUCGCGGCAUCUUGGAGCGAGAUCUCAAAGCUUCCAGCACUGGUCUCACUGAUGAGCAAACCGGAAGCUGUAGAUUUGGGCUGCAUAAAACUUCACUUCAGGUCAUUUUAGUGGGAUUGUUACUUACCAUAGUAGCACUUUCUACCAGUGUUGUCAAAGAAUUUUCGGGAUCAGACACUCCGCAAUGUCACUCGGUUUAUAUGUACCCAUCAUAUGCCAAAAUUGACGGUUUUGAUCACAGAUAUACUAAGUUGGCCCAAAAGUAUCAUCUUUAUCUUUAUCGCGAGCAGGGCAAAGAUCGCGAGCCACUUGAAAAUGACGCUCUGCAGCUCGACGGCAUUCCUGUACUAUUCAUACCGGGGAAUGCAGGAAGUUUCAAGCAAGCUCGUUCCAUCGCUGCCGCAUGUGCAAAUGUUUAUUUCGACGAACGCUCCUCAAUCGAUAACGACGAUACCAAAAAUCUGGACUUCUUCACUGCCGACUUCAAUGAGGACUUUACUGCUUUUCACGGAAGAACAAUGCUGGAUCAAGCGGAGUACUUGAAUGAUGCGAUUGCUUAUAUCCUUUCUUUGUACCGCUCGAGCCAAAACUACGAGGCUCCCGUUCCCAGCUCGGUCAUUGUGGUGGGACACUCUAUGGGCGGCAUUGUCGCUAGGGUAAUGCCAACCCUAAAAAAUUAUAUCCCAGAAUCGGUUAACUCGUAUAUUACUCUGUCAGCUCCUCAUGCGCUUGCUCCUGUUACAUUUGAUGGCGAUAUGUUAAAAAUAUAUGAGCGUAUUUCAAAGUUUUGGAAGGCACAGUUUGAAGAUUCAGAAAGUUUCUUCUCCAAAAACGUAAGUCUCAUUUCAAUAACAGGCGGCGUUUUGGAUAACAUCCUACCUGCAGACUUUACUACUAUUGAGGAUAUCAUUCCUUACACAAAUGGCUUUACAACAUAUACCACCACCGUUCCGCAUGUUUGGACUCCAAUUGAUCAUUUGGCAAUUGUAUGGUGCGACCAACUAAGGAAUGUUCUCGCGAGGGUUUUACUAGAAUCUGUAAAUGCAAAAAAAGCAAGCAAGACAAAGUUGUUAGAAGAGCGAAUGCGGCUAUAUCGAAAAGCUCUUCUGUCGGGGCUUGAAGGGUAUUCUGUUCUUGGCAAUAGUCUCUACAGAACGGAACCUAAUGCUGGCAAUAGUUUUGAAUUGCAAACUGGUUACGAAAAGGUGAGGAUGAACGAAAAAUUUGUGUUAACUAAAGAAACAGCCAAGUCCCGCUCAAGGUUUAGUGUUAUUUCCAUAGAAAAGGACAGGAAUGACUCGAACUUUGCUCUUUUAACAGAUGAGCCCUCACUUAACAUUAGAUUUUGUCAAAAGAACUCAUCAAGCAAACUUGAAGAGCAAAUAGAAGAAUCAUCGAUAUCAGAAUGGUGGACUCAGUGUACGCGCGUAGACCAAGAACUUUUAAAUGUGCCGAAAUCUUCGAGAAAUAGCAAUUAUCCCUCUGACUCAUCUUGGGGAGGAAAUUCAAGCCCUUUUUUCUUCUUACUCGUGGACACUCCAACUUUAUCGCAAUACGAUCUCAUUGUCAUUGAGACACCAAAUUCAGUUCUGAAUGGAGACACUUUCGUGGUAGCCGAACUAUCGGACGAAGCGUUAAAUACAGCGGUUCAUGAUAAUCCUUUUGGGGUCAUCACCACAGGAUUACUGAAAGCAGAGAGGUCUGUAAAUUCAAAACAUCUUGUUUCAUCCUUUACAUUUACAAAUCUCUACUCAUCCAUUAUAUCUUAUCGAGUAAGAACUGUUGUGUCCGGGGAGAGCAACACAUUUGAGCCAUUCUUCAGACAAUCGAUCGAAAAACCUUUUGAAACCAAGUGGCAUAUCAAUUUAAGGCAAGGUCCGCAGGACAUCAACUUCCAUAACGUAGCCCCCUUUGUUCCAUUGAACUCUACACACGAUAAGUCGCUAAAGCUCACUUUUAUCAACCCUCCUGGUGUAGAGACCAAGAUAAAGGUAGAAGUUAACUGGUCCUUGACGGUCAAGAUGCUGCUUCUAAGAUUUCGCUUAUCUAUUGCUGCUUUCACUAUUGGGUUUGUAUCCUUGACAAUGGCCUACCAGUUUAAAAAUUACCAAUCGACCGGCGAUUUUGUUCCUUUUGACAAUUCCAUUGAUAGGCUCUUGACGAAUCAUUGGAAGGCAAUGUUCAUAUCUACAAGCCUACUGAUACCGUUUACGAACUUACUUGGCUUACAAAAGAACGUCGACGAUGCGCACCUUUUAAGGCAAUUUCUCUCCCCCCUGGGCUACUCUUCCUCAACCAGUGCGCUUUUCCUGGGGACUGAUGAGAUGUUUAUGUGGUGGUUAGGCCCAGUUUUCCUCUUGAUGACAAUUUCAUCAGUUUUUCUGACAUAUCGUCUUAUUGCGACUUUGGAGGCAUUCACUUACUGGGCGGUUGCAAAGGGCGGUCGAUAUUUUAUAUGGUCGUCUGAAAAAUCUGAAAGUCGCUUCUCAAGGACGAAACAAGCUAUUGGUGCCCUCAUCAUUGUCACCAGUGUUAUUUUCUACGUUCCUUAUCAAUUUGCAUUCAUCAUCCUGACUAUAGUUCAGGCUUUCCUUUGCUUGAAGUUAUCAACCUUACGCUCACGGCAUACCAGUAACAACGUCAAGAAUUUCAACAAUUCAAUUCUCAUGUUGAUGAUAUUUCUCGUUCCGAUCAACGUGCCUAUUGUGAUGGUAUUCAUGCGCAACUUUGCGAUCAGGUGGGAAACACCUUUUCAAUCGCAUCACAAUGUCCUUGCCAUUUUGCCUAUUAUUUUGCUUAUCGAAAGUAAUGCUAGGUUCCGGAUGCCGGCAGUUUCACCAACUAAAAGUCUGGUUGGCGUAGCUAUUAUGGGCUGCUUAGUACAUAUGUCCGCUUACAGCUUUAUUUUGGGAACCAGGAAUUUAUAUUGGCUACACCAUCUGUUCAACACAUUGAGUGCUGUGCUUUUUUUGAGGACAUUUGAUUGA
This is a messenger RNA of Lachancea dasiensis, 3102 nucleotides long. Lineage: Eukaryota; Fungi; Ascomycota; Saccharomycetes; Saccharomycetales; Saccharomycetaceae. The record is from the annotation of a GenBank genome assembly.